Messenger RNA from Solea solea (common sole), 10247 nucleotides. RefSeq names its product RAN binding protein 2 (gene ranbp2). Gene Ontology annotation, biological process: NLS-bearing protein import into nucleus; protein peptidyl-prolyl isomerization. Gene Ontology annotation, molecular function: peptidyl-prolyl cis-trans isomerase activity; GTPase activator activity; protein binding. NCBI's taxonomy places the organism in Eukaryota, Metazoa, Chordata, Actinopteri, Pleuronectiformes, Soleidae. The coding region runs from base 149 to 9469 and encodes 3106 amino acids. The transcript is spliced from 30 exons. Gene Ontology annotation, cellular component: nuclear pore; cytoplasm. The record is from RefSeq and is a predicted model, not a curated record.
GUAACGAGACUGCGCAACAGCACCAAGUCGGUUCACACUAAGGAGUGACAGUCGCGCUGAUAUUGAUAGUUUUUUUUUUAUAUGUUGUGAGUUCCCGGUGUUCUGUGAACCUUAGUUCGCUGUUUAAGUGGCACUUAUUUGGGAGGCCAUGCGGCGGAGUAAGGCCGAAGUGGAUCGUUACGUUUCCUCAAUUCAGAGUUCCUCUCCCUCACUCAAAGAGAAACCAGUGAAAGGAUUUAUAUUUGCUAAAUUGUACUUUGAAGCAAAGGAAUAUGAACUUGCAAAAAGACAUGUAUCGGAGUAUCUCAAAGUCCAACAGAGAGAUCCCAAAGCACACAAAUUCCUUGGACAGCUGUACGAGAGAGAAGGAGACAUUAAUAAAGCAGUAGGAUGUUACAAGCGGUCAGUGGACCUGAACCCAGCCCAGAGGGACCUGGUGUUGAAGGUGGCUGAGUUACUGGUUAAUACGGAGGAAUGUGACAGCAGAGCAGAGUUCUGGGUGGAGAAGGCUGCAAAGCUGCUGCCCGGAAACAUAGCAGUCUUCAACCUGAAGGAGCGUUUGUUAAGUCGUCAGGGUCAGCAGGGUUGGAACCGACUUUUCGACCUCCUCCAGGCUGAGCUGGCAGUGAGGCCGGGUGAUGCACAUGUAAACGUGAAGCUGGUUCAGCUGUUCUGUCAGGAUGGUCGACUGGAAGAAGCUGUCAAGCAUUGCCUGGCUACUGAGAAAAGGGGCCUGCUAAGCCGUAGUUUGGACUGGUACACAGUUGUGGUGCGCACAUUGAAGGAAUAUUUGGCUCUGCCCAGCAUAGCCAGCAAUGAAAAGAUGUGUCGCCGUCUCCAGAGAGAGUUGCUGUUGGCCCACUGCAACCUGCUGAGAAUCUCACUGUCCGAGAGCCGAGUGCAGCCUAGUCUUGACGCGCUCAAAGGUUUCGAUCAAGCGAUGCAAGUGCUGAGCAGCGUUGCAGGCCGCUACACCGACGAUCUGUGUGAGGUGUUUGUGGAGAUGAGAGGUCACCUUUACCUUCAUGCUGCCACACUGCUGUUGAAGCUGGCUCAGGAUCGCCAGCAAUCCUGGAGGGUUGUUGCGGACUUUGCUGUACUCUGCUACCUGCUAGCAUACCAGGUCCCUCGACCAAAGCCUAAAGUUAAAAGAGACCAGUCAGCGCCACAGCUUCUCGAACUACUGGCCAACGAUCGACAGAGUCAGGCUGGACACAUGUUGCUCAAUCUGAGCAUGGAUUCGUCUACUUCAAUCGGAGAGGUGGUGGAGGCAUUUGGAAACUGCAGUGCUCGGGACUCCCUGUCUGAACUCCUGUUUGGACCGCAGGUCUCCACUGGAUCUUCAUUUAUUGCCAAUGAUGACGUUCGUUCCAUCAACACCUCUGUUCCAGAGCUAUCUCAAUUGGCCAAAUAUGACACUGGCUCCAUUCAACUGCAUGGUGGUGACUUGCAACAUCUGAGCUGGUUGGGGCUGCAGUGGACAUUUCGAGCCCAAAGACCAGCGCUGCGGGAUUGGCUAGGGCAGCUUUUUCCAAGGCUUCCCCUGGAAACUUCCAAACUGGACACAGAUGCACCAGAAUCCAUCUGCUUACUAGACCUUGAGGUAUUUUUACUCGGUGUGGUGUUCUGUAGCCACUGUCAGUUACAAGAGACAGCGAAGAUCAGCAGUGGAAUGAACCAGCAGCAACAACAACAACAGCAGCAGCUUUAUGAGCCACGCUGCCUCCCCCUUCCUCUCCUUCGCCUCUUGACCACUGACAGACAGAGGGAGUGGUGGGAUGCUAGCUAUAGCCUCAUUCACAAUCGAGCAGCCCCCAACAUGUCAGCAAAGCUACGGAUGGUUAUUCAACAUGGGCUGAAAACUCUGAGGGCUGGAGAAAAACAUGGACUUCAACCAGCACUGGCCAUCCACUGGGCCCAGUCUCUUAACCAGACGGGUGAUGGAGUAAACUCCUACUAUGACCAGAAGGAGUACAUUGGUCGUAGUGUCCACUACUGGAAGGUCGUCCUCCCGCUAUUGGAAAAAAUCAAAAACAGACGCAGUAUACCUGAACCCCUUGACCCCCUCUUCAUACACUUUUCCUCUAAAGAUGUUCGGAUUUUGUCUGUGAAGACUUAUGAAGAGGAAUUCAACAUAGCAUAUGCGGCUCUCCUUGAUAUUGAAGGCAGGACAGAGGAAGCCAUUGCUAAAUUGGAAACCAUCAAUAACAUGUCCUCCAUCUGGCAUUUGGCCCAGAUCUACCAGCGGCUGUCGGAGGAGGCCAGCAAUGGGGUUGAGGAAACCCAAGAUAGGUGCAUCACUUAUCUGAGAAAGUUCAAGACCUACCUGUCUAAGAUCUACAAUGCCAAUGCUGAUGACUUUGAGAAGCUGCCUGUGUCCAUGGAGGAAGUUCUCGACCUCCUUAAUGAUGUGAACCAGCAGCUAGGAGAAAAUGGGGAGGCAAUGGAUGAGGAGGAGGAGGAGGAGGGUCAACGAGGACCAGUCCACUCUAGUCCAGCUCAUCCUACAGAAACCAGUGCCACCAUUUCCCACUCACACAUCAAGUUUUCAACUCCGUCUCCCAACAAAAGCAUCAUCUCUCCGUCCAAAAGACUGAUUUCUCCAAAGACACCACCUCAGUGGGUGGAUGACCAGAAAAGUCUCCUUCAGAUGCUGUGUCAGCAAGUUGAAGCCCUCAAGAAUGAAGUUCAUGAUUUGAGGCACAACGCUUCAGGGAACGCAGGCUCUCCUCAUCAUAAGAUGUAUGGGGAGAGCUACGGGGCUGAAGGCCUACAGGAGUCUUUUACACCAGUUCAGUCCUACCAUGGUGCCCCCCUAACAGUUGCCACCACAGGUCCCUCUGUGUUUUACAACCAGUCUCCAGCUUAUAACUCUCAGUAUCUCCUGCGCACAGCAGCAAAUGUAACCCCCACUAAGGGCCCAAUCUAUGGUAUGAACCGUAUGCCACCUCAGCAGCAUAUGUAUGCUUACCAACAGCCCACUCACACGCCUCCAUUGCAAACAGCCCCACCCUGCAUUUACCCCCCACAAGAACAAGUUUUUGGUGCCCCUCUGCGAUUUGAAUCACCAGCCACAAGCCUCCUUUCCCCAUAUAGUGAAGAAUAUUAUGGCCAGAGUGUAACCCAACAAACCAUUAACCCGCCUCUACCUGAACCUGGCUACUUCACCAAGCCAUCUGUUGUUCCUUCUCAGACGCCAAAGAGCGUAGAGGGUAAGCCCAUGGACUUUGGGAAAGUGUCAUUCAGCCAGCAGGCACCUGCUGAAGUUCCCAAAGUGCCUAGUUUUGGAGCAGGGGCAGUUGCCCAGUCAACACCUUCAGCUGGUUUCCAAUUCAACUCCAACUUUAAAUCCAAUGAUGGAGAUUUCACCUUCCCACCUUCUCAGGUCAAGAACAGGGAAACCCUACUUGGCCUCCUUACAUCAGACAUCCCUACUAAACAGGAGACUGUUGUAGAAAAAUCCCCUGCUCAGGAGCAGCCCAUUAGCCAAAGUGGUGUUUUCACCUUUGGUACUAAAAGUGUUCCAAGCUUCUCUUUUGUUGAUACUACUCAAAGCACUGGUACUGGAAGUCUGUUUGGAAAAGUGAACCAGCCAUUUAAAUUUGGUGAUGUUGCCAUGCCAGUGUUUGGGUUACCCAGUGGUGUAGCAGAGGCAGAGAAAGCAGCAGAGAGUGACAAUGACAGUACCCGUGGUGAGGAUGAAGAGGAUGGCCCUCAUUUUGAACCCAUUGUACCUCUUCCUGAUAAAGUAGAUGUUAAAACCGGUGAGGAAGAGGAGGAGGAGAUGUUUUGCAAUAGGGCAAAGCUGUAUCGAUUUGACACCGAGUCAAAAGAGUGGAAGGAGAGAGGUAUUGGCAAUGUUAAAAUUUUAAAACACAGCACUAAAGGGAAGGUCCGCCUUUUAAUGCGAAGGGAACAGAUCUUGAAGAUCUGUGCCAAUCACUACAUUACCACUGAUAUGCUACUGAAACCAAAUGCUGGUUCUGACAAAUCCUGGGUGUGGAAAGCCAUCGAUUAUGCAGAUGAAGAACCAAAGCCAGAGCAGCUGGCAAUCCGCUUUAAAACUGUUGAUGAGGCAUCUCUUUUUAAAGCUAAGUUUGAGGAAGCCCAGAGAAUUGUGGUCAAAUCACCUGAAAAGACUGUUCAAAAGGAAAAGGGAGAGGGAAGCUUAAAAGAUUCUAAAUCACUGGCAGCACAGUUCGCAAUCAAAGAAGGGGAAUGGGACUGUGAUGUGUGCUGUAUCAGAAAUAAGCCCACAGAUAUGAAAUGUGUUGCAUGUCAGAGUUCUAAUGGAAGCUUAAAAGAUUCUAAAUCACUGGCAGCACAGUUUGCAAUCAAAGAAGGGGAAUGGGACUGUGGUGUGUGCUGUAUAAGAAAUAAGCCCACAGAUAUGAAAUGUGUUGCAUGUCAGAGUUCCAAUCCCAAUGCUACAUCAAAGCCAGACGUUAAUGCUGCUGGUGAUAGCAAAGCCAGUACUUUUUCUUUCAAAUUUGGAACCGAUUCAUCACAACCUAGUAGUGCUGUCUCUACAUUUACUGGCUUUGGGGCUUUUGGAGAUAGUAAGACCUCUUUUACAUUUGGGACUGGUGCCUCAAAACCUGCUGAUAUAGUAACCAGUUCAUUUGGUUCUAACUUUGGAGCUCAAUUUGCAAAGAAGCCAGGACAGUGGGAAUGUGAAAGCUGUUCUGUGAGAAAUGAGGCCACUGCAGAUUGUUGUAUUUCUUGUAAAGCUCUUAAAUCCUCAGCUAAAACUACUGUUACAGCACAAACCACACCAGCUGCAGAACCACCUUUAGUGCAGUCCUCUUCAUCUGCUAGUGACUAUGGGUUUGGUGCCCAGUUCAGCAAGAAGCCGGGCGAGUGGGACUGUGAUGUAUGUGAGGUCAGAAAUGAAGCCUCUGCUGACAAAUGUGUUGCUUGUAGUAGCCCAAAUCCAACUUCUAAAUUAAAAGUAGGGGCUCCAAUAUCAUCAAAUCUGCCAGCAGUGUCAGGAUUUGGGUCUGAUUUUGAAAAGAAAGACGGCGAGUGGGACUGCGAUUGUUGUUUGGUCAGAAAUGAUGCAUCAGCUGCUAAAUGCGUUUCCUGCCAGGCCCCACAUGAGACACCUUCUUUAGAAGCCAUGUUUGGCAAGAAAGGUGGAGAAUGGGAUUGUGACACUUGUCUGGUGAGAAACAAUGGCUCUGCCAGUAAAUGUUUGUCUUGUCAGUCACCGAAUCCCACUGCUAAAAGCACAACCAGCACUGCUCCCAGUGCCUCAACUUUUAACUUUAGCUUUGGAACCAAGACUCUGACAAGUCAGCCAACCGGAACUGAAUUCACAAUACCUUCUGAAAGUGGCAAUACUUUUCAGUUUGGUCAAAACAAAGAUAAAAGCUCAGCUGCUUCUUUCAAGUUUGAAGCCUCCCAGUCUGGAUCUAGUACCACCAGUUCUUCAGGCUUCUCUUUCUCAAUGCCCAUCCCUACUGGUGGCUUUAAGUUUGGCAUUCAAGACACUGCAAAAGAACCCCCCUCAACUGAUGAUCCAGCACCUGCUUCAGGGUCAGCCUCCAGUUUUCUGAAAAGCAUAGCUGACAAACACAAUGAGAAACAAAAUAUAUCUACACCAGAAGUGGACCCAGCUGAACAAGAUCAAAACCCAUUAAUUUCUGGAAAAUCCAAUACAUUCAGUUUUGCUGACCUGGCAAUUUCCUCUGGAGGUGAUUUUCAGUUUUGCCAGAAAGAUCCAAAUUUCAAGGGUUUUGCUGGGGCUGGUGAGCAGGUGUUAUCAUCUUUUCAGGCAACCCCUACCAAAACAGAUGCCUCAAAUGAGCUGGAGGAUGAUGACAUGUAUAAAACGGAGGAAAAUGAUGACAUUCAGUUUGAACCAGUGGUACAGAUGCCUGAUAAGGUUGACCUAGUGACAGGAGAGGAAGAUGAGCAGGUUCUUUAUUCUCAGCGUGUCAAGCUGUUCAGAUUUGACCCAACCACCGGUCAGUGGAAAGAGCGUGGUGUAGGGAACCUCAAAUUUCUGAAAAACAAUGCCAAUGGCAGGCUCAGAGUGCUCAUGAGAAGAGAGCAGGUUCUGAAGGUGUGUGCGAACCACUGGAUCACCACCACAAUGAACCUGAAACCCUUGGCAGACUCGGACAAAGCAUGGAUGUGGAUGGCCAAUGACUUCUCUGAUGGAGAGGCUAGUCUUGAACAGUUGGCUGCUAAAUUUAAAACCCCAGAGCUUGCUGAGGAGUUUAAGGAGAAGUUUGAAGAGUGUCAGAGAUUGCUUUUGGAUAUCCCUCUGCAAACUCCCCACAAGCUUGUUGACACAGGUAGAACAGCACAUCUCAUUCAAAAAGCAGAGGAAAUGAAAUCUGGUUUGAAAGACUUGAAAUUCUUUUUGACAGAUGAGAAGACAAAGAUAAAAGAUGAUGACACGCAAGGAGAUAUUACAACGUCUAGCAAUGUUUCAAGCCUUGCAACCAAAGCUCAUAGUGAAACUCUUGGUCCCACCUUGGAGUGGGACAACUAUGACUUACGAGAAGACGCUUUAGAUAAUACAGCUGACUCAUCUGUCUAUGCAUCUCCCAUCGCCGGUAGCCCCCUAAGAAAAAAUCUUUUCCGCUUUGGAGAAUCCAUUGGUGGGUUCAGCUUCAGCUUCCAACCUGGCAUUAGUCCAUCUAAGUCCCCUGCUAAGCUUAACCAGAGCAGAUCAUCAGUAGGUACUGACGAUGAGCAGGAUGAGGAAAGGGAUGGCCAGUACUUUGAACCUGUAGUCCCCCUACCUGAUCUGGUGGAGAUUUCUACAGGAGAGGAAAAUGAACUGAUCGUUUUCAGUCACAGGGCCAAACUGUAUCGCUAUGAUAAGGACUUGGGUCAGUGGAAGGAGAGGGGUAUUGGAGACCUCAAAAUAUUACAGAAUUAUGAUACCAAACGAGUGAGGUUAAUAAUGAGGAGAGACCAGGUACUUAAGAUUUGUGCCAACCACUGGAUCACGGCUGCCAUGAAGCUGGAGCCUAUGAAAGGUGCUGAGAAGGCCUGGGUCUGGAGUGCCAUGGACUUUGCUGAAGAAGGAGAGGGUAAUAUUGAGCAGUUAGCUGUAAGAUUCAAGCUGCUGGAUACUGCAAACGCAUUCAAACAAGUCUUUGAGGAGGCUAAGGUUGCACAAGAUAAAAAAGAACUUAUGACUCCAGUGACAUCAGGAGUUGUCACAUCUCAAAACACUGGGCCUGAAGAAACUGCAAAGACUGCUGCUCCAGCUGUAUGUGGGAGUGCAGCAAUCGCUGUUCUGGAGGAGACCACGAAGGAACGUACAGAGCUUCUACCCGACAGUGUGCAAUGUGUACCUGUGUCUCCAACACCAGUCAACUCCUCAAAGACAGUGGUGUCUCCUCCUAAGUUUGUCUUUGGCACUGAUAGUCUUCAGAAGAUUUUUGGCAGUCCAAAGUCUCACUCUGACACUGAGGAAUCGACAUCCAGUUUGAAUGCCAGAGAUGCUGGACUUCUUGCCAAGGGCUUGCCUGCAGCACCUGCUUUCAAAAUCCCAGAGAAAGGGCUGGAUUUUAGGCUUUUCAAAGAUAACCCAAUGGCUUUUUGGACCAGCACUUCAACCACCCAAUUUGAACCCCCAGGGCCUCCACAGGCUGAAGGAAGAGAUGCAGGGUCAGAUGAUGACUCUGAAGUGGAAGUUGUGUACGUCAGGGAACCCACUGCUGAACAGGAAGCUUUGGCCAAGAAACUCCUGCUGCCGCUCACUUUCUUCUGCUACCAGAAUGAACCGGGUUACUCCAGUGAUUAUGAAACUGAUGACGAGGAUUAUGAGUCGGCAGUGAAAGCAUUAAAUGGAAAACUGUAUCCCGAUCCUCCUGGGGCCACAGCAUGUAGUGAUGAGCCAGACUGUCAGGUGGUGUGGGAGAAGACGCCGACACCAAAGGAGGAGGAAAAAGCCAAGAGCCUCCAGCUUCCACCCACUUUCUUCUGUGGCCUGAGCACCACAGACAGCGACACAGACCCUGACAAGCCUGAAGACUUUGAGACUGAAGUCCGCAAAGCGCAGCAAGACCUGGAUGCCCAGUUAAAGAUGGGCAUUAACUUAAGCCGCACUGCUGUAGCCUCAGACGAGCCAGCACCAGGCCCGUCAUCCAGCAGCACAGACACUGUGGACAGCACAUCUACACCACAGGAGCAGACCUCGGAGCAGCCAACAGAGACUCAGAGUGAAGCUCGUAGCAGCAGCUGUCCAAUUGACCUGUCAACGAAGAAGAGUCCAGAGCUGGAGUCCAACACCGAAACUGCAGCUUCUACCAUUUUUAUGGCCACUAGUAAAGACUCCUCCUUUGGUUUCGAGUCACUCGGCGGCUCCUCAUUCGCUGACUUGGCAAACAACACAGAUGGAUUUGCAUUUGGAAACCAAGACACGAGCUUCUCUUGGGCGAAUGCCGGAGCGAUGGUGUUUGGGGCCGGAGUGAACGCGGCACCAAAAAAAGGAGGCGACGACCAGGGCAGCGAUGAAGAGGAGGCUUCCAAUAAUGAGGACAUUCACUUUGAACCAAUAGUGUCACUGCCAGAGGUGGAGACAAAGUCUGGUGAGGAGGACGAGGAAAUUCUGUUUAAGGAGCGUGCCAAGCUGUUCCGGUGGGACAGAGACCUUGGCCAGUGGAAAGAGCGUGGCAUCGGCGACCUCAAGAUCCUCUUCCACCCGACCAAACAUUUCUACCGAAUCAUAAUGCGAAGAGAGCAGGUGUUCAGGGUCUGUGCCAACCAUAUUAUCUCAGAGGCAAUGGAGCUCAAACCUAUGAAUGUUGCCGCUAACGCGUUGCUGUGGACCGCCACCGACUAUUCAGACGGCGACGGCGCAGUGGAGCAGCUGGCGGCCAAGUUCAAAACCCCCGAGUUAGCCGAAUCCUUCAAGAAGACAUUCUGCGAGUGUCAGAAAAGAUUGGUUCUAAGUGAGGACUCCAGCAUCUUCUCACCGCAGAUGUCUAGAGUUCAAGAGCACUCCAGGGACACCAAUCCGCAGGUGUUUCUCCAAGUGUCCGCCGACGGUGAAACCCUGGGCACCGUUACCAUAGAGCUUUUCUCCCACGUUGUGCCGAAGACGGCAGAAAAUUUCAGGGUUCUCUGUACUGGCGAGAAAGGCUUUGGACUGCGGGAAUCAGUCUUCCACAGAGUCAUACCAGACUUCAUGUGUCAGGGAGGUGACAUCACCAACAGUGACGGCACAGGCGGCAAGUCCAUCUACGGCGGCAAGUUUGAGGACGAGAACUUCGACAUUCGGCACACAGGCCCGGGGAUUCUGUCGAUGGCCAACCGUGGACGCGACACCAACAACUCGCAGUUCUUCAUCACGCUGAAGAAAGCCGAACACCUGGACUUCAAACACGUGGCUUUCGGCUGGGUUCGGGAUGGAAUGAGUGUGGUGCAGCAGAUGGGGAAGCUUGGCACCAAAGGAGGCACGCCUACAAAGAAGCUGGUCAUCACAGACUGUGGGCAGCUGUAGAUUUUUUUUUUAAAACGUUAAGAUCAACAUAUACAGCUUGAUUAGGUUAUAACUCAAGGCCAACAAGGACUUUGGAUAAUCCCGUGUUCCCUACGUGGUACAUACACUCCUGCUAAACCUGAAUCUCGAGUCAGAAUUUGAAUACUGAUCACAGGGCUGCCGGUCAAGACCUUCUAUCCUACAAACUUGACCCCAGUGGCCUGGAAUUAGAAGAAAAUUAGCUUGAGAAAUGUAGUUAAAAAGCUAAUGUCUAAUGACAUGGUGAGGUACCAUGAGGGUGCAGGCACUUGGAGCAAUCACGUUGCUCUUUUGCAUUUCCAUCAAGAAAAUUCCCAUUAUUUGUUUAUUUUGUGUGUAUAAUUGUACAUGGAUUACUUUUGUAAUGUCUAUUUUUUUGUCUUGCAUGUUCUCAGUUUGAUUGUACUGGUCCAUUUCACAAGUUCCAGACAUUUGCUUAUUCUCUUUUGAAGAAGUCUUAACUAAAAUAGAAAGGUUGCUCUUUGAAUGCGUCAGUCGAUUUGUUACUGUCACCCCCCAAUUCUGUCCAAACGGUUUGAACAAAGCAUUGUUUUUGCUUUGUUCAAAUGGAUUUUUCGAUUUGUGUGCAGAUAAUUCAACUUAAUAUUUGCCCACGUACAGUUAACGCGAGUCAUCUCACAAUGUUAACAAACAUCAGGCGAGAGCGUUCCGAUUCGAGACGAUCAUCAUUGAAAUGGAAACGGUGCCUGUUGUACCAAAGUAGUGUGACAAAGGAGAAAUAAAGUUGCUUUACAAUUAA